Actinia tenebrosa (Australian red waratah sea anemone) is the source of this 1527-nucleotide messenger RNA. RefSeq lists its product as uncharacterized. The record is from RefSeq and is a predicted model, not a curated record. NCBI's taxonomy places the organism in Eukaryota, Metazoa, Cnidaria, Anthozoa, Actiniaria, Actiniidae.
GGUUUAUAGGACAAUAAAUGUCACUAUUUAAUGUUGUAUAGAAUGUGACAUGUAAGAUGGCGGACGUCGAUAACUUGAGCUCCGAUCAAAUAAGUAUUAAUAUAGUUAAAGAACUUCUUAAAGUACAGGAAAACAGCUUUAAAUCUUUUGUGAACCUCCUAAUUGAUAAUUUCAACAGCCGACAUGAUAAUUUAAACCGCGAAAUACAAGGAAUCAAGGAUAGUUUGCAAUUCUCACAGAAAGACAUCGACGUGACGAAGAGCAAACUUAACAGAAUUGACGCCUUAGGCUUGGAGAUUGAUUCUUUAAAGGGCAGUAUCAACGAUUUUGACAACAAGAUAGAUUAUCUUGAAAAUCAGAGCAGGCGAAGCAACGUGAGGAUCAGUGGGUUGAAAGAGGACAAAAACGAAAGCUGRGCAACAACGGAACAGAAGGUUAAAGAUCUCUUGAAUGAGAAGCUGCAGAUCUAUCCCGAAGACGGCUUURAAAUAGAAAGAGCUCAUAGAACCGGUAGACGCAGCGAGAAGCCAAGACAAAUCGUCGCUAAGUUCCUCCGAUACAAAGAUAAAGAAGCUGUUCUUCAAUCUAGCAAGAAACUUAAAGGAACAGGUAUUUACAUCAACGAAGAUCUUUCCUCGAGAGUUGUCAAAAGAAGACAGGAUCAACAGGAGAAGCUGCAACAAGCACGCAAAGAAGGGAAGAUCGUAUAUUUCAGUAUGGAUCGAUUGGUCAUAAAACCAAGACCAAUGGCCUUUAAUUCAGAGCAACCUUUUGGCUCUCUUGGCGCUACUGCAAGCUUUGGAUCUUACAGAGACGCAAUACAAAAUGGAAGCAGGAUCAACGCAGGAUCAAAUUCACCGAAAUCAUCCCAAGAUCAAACCUGAAAUUUGCACGAUUUGCCUGAUGUACCGACAUGUCUCAACAAACUGAACAUUUCUUUUGUAAAGAUAAGUGAAUAUUAUAUAGUUAUAUAUCUAACUUUUCUUCAAUAUAUUCAUUCCUGAAUUUUUAUGCGUAAACAAAAAAAUAAUGUAUGCACAGUAUGCCUAAAACGCCUAAAUUCAAAUUCUAGAACAGUUAAUUGUUCAGUUUGCUCUAAACGUUGUCACCUGAAGUGUCUUAACAAGGCACCUGAUUGUACCGAUGUUAACGACCUAUCUCAUUUAUCAAAAUCACACAUAUGCUCUCAUUGCAUAAGUGACGCCUUGCCGUUUGCAUCAUUAGAUGACGACGAGUUCCAUUCAGCCUUGCUUAAAUUACAAUACGGCUGGAGCCCGUUUCACAACUUUGAUCGGCUCAAUGGGCUUUCAUUCCAACCUUUUCAAAACACAUUCGCCAGGUCCAAAGCAAAUUUUGUAGAUAACUUCUGUGACCCGGACGAAAACGUGUUURCAAAUGUCAAUGAUAUGUUAAGCAAUUGUCGAUACUAUGUCGAAGAUAGUUUCGAAAAUCUUUUAGACAAACCAAUUGGUUUUUCACUCAUUCAUUUUAACAUAAGAAGUUUACGAAAGAAUUUCGACAAUCUGG